CUUGCAGCGUUAGCUAUAAAAGAUGACACACAUCUGCUCAACUGCAACCGCUGGUACUAGUAUUCAUUGGUAAAGGAGAGCUAUACGUUGUUUAAUUCCUCCGGUUAACUGACCGGCCGGCGAGUCGGCGACGUGCACGCAGCAGCUAGCUAUCAAUGGCGCCUCCACGCCGGCCGAGCAUGGGGCGGCAAAAGAUCGAGAUCCGGCGCAUAGAAAGCGACGAGGCGCGGCAGGUGUGCUUCUCCAAGCGCCGCGCGGGGCUGUUCAAGAAGGCCAGCGAGCUCUCCAUCCUCUGCGGCGCCGACGUAGCCGCCGUCGUCUUCUCCCCCGCCGGCAAGGCCUUCUCGUUCGGCCACCCUUCCGUGGAGUCCGUCGUCGAGCGCUUCCUCGCCUCCUCCUCCCCCUCGCCUGCAGGUGCCGGUGCCGGCCACUCCUCCGCCGGCGGCGGCGAGGACCGCGCGGUCUCGGAGCUGAACCGCCAGCACGGCGAGCUGCGCGCGCAGCUGGACGCGGAGAAGACGAGGCAGGAGCGCGCGGACGAGGCGAUCCGGAAGGAGCGCGAGGCGAGGAGCCCCGCCAUGGCGUGGAUCGACGCGGACCUGAGCGCCAUGGGCCACGACGACCUGGUCGCAUUCUGGACCGCGCUGGCUGGCGUGCAGGCCGCCGUGGCGGCGAGCGCCGACCAGCUGCUGCGUGACGCGCUGCUCGUCGGGCGCAGGGGCCGGCACCAGCAGCCCGCCCAGCUUGCCGGCGGUGGUGUGGCCUUCGACGUCGGCGCGUUUGGCAUUGGCAUGCAGGUGCAGCCGCCUCCAGGAUUCGCCGGCGUCGACCUGCAGGGGUUCGGACUCGGAGGACAGGCUGCUGCCAUCCUCGGCGCCGCCGGUCCCUCAUGAGGUGAUCGAAUGCAUGUGUGCACAAUUCACACAAGUUGUUGCAUGGACGCGUCGUGCCUAUCUUAGGUUUGGACUUUGGAGAUAACAUCGCAAAUUUGCAACACUGUUUUAAUUAA
Sorghum bicolor (sorghum) is the source of this 1009-nucleotide messenger RNA. Its product is annotated as agamous-like MADS-box protein AGL29. The coding region runs from base 156 to 893 and encodes 245 amino acids. The transcript has a single exon. Gene Ontology annotation, biological process: positive regulation of transcription by RNA polymerase II. Lineage: Eukaryota; Viridiplantae; Streptophyta; Magnoliopsida; Poales; Poaceae. The record is from RefSeq and is a predicted model, not a curated record. Gene Ontology annotation, molecular function: RNA polymerase II cis-regulatory region sequence-specific DNA binding; DNA-binding transcription factor activity, RNA polymerase II-specific; protein dimerization activity.